This is a messenger RNA of Balaenoptera musculus (blue whale), 5459 nucleotides long. It is a transcript of the gene C5, whose product is annotated as complement C5. The record is from RefSeq and is a predicted model, not a curated record. The transcript has 41 exons. Gene Ontology annotation, biological process: inflammatory response; complement activation. NCBI's taxonomy places the organism in Eukaryota, Metazoa, Chordata, Mammalia, Artiodactyla, Balaenopteridae. Gene Ontology annotation, cellular component: extracellular region. Bases 41 to 5074 code for a protein of 1677 amino acids. Gene Ontology annotation, molecular function: endopeptidase inhibitor activity; protein binding.
UUCAGGAGGGUUAUAUCCAUGGUUUACUGCUACCUCCAGCAUGGGCCUGUGGGGCAUACUUUGUUUUUUAAUCUUCGUGGGGAAAAGUUGGGGACAGGAACAAACGUAUGUCAUUUCAGCACCAAAAGUAUUCUGUGUUGGAGCAUUUGAAAAUAUUGUAAUUCAAGUUUAUGGAUACACUGAAGAAUUUGAUGCAACAAUCUCUAUCAAAAGUUAUCCUGACAAAAAAUUUACUUAUUCUUCAGGCCAUGUUACUUUAUCCACAGUAAAUAAAUUCCAAAAUUCUGCACUCUUAACAAUACAACCCAAACAAUUGUCUGGAGGACAAGACCCAGUUUCACAUGUGUAUUUGGAUGUUGUAUCAAAGCAUUUUUCAAAAUCAAAAAAAAUGCCGAUAACCUAUGACAAUGGAUUCCUCUUCAUUCAUACAGACAAACCUGUUUACACUCCACACCAGUCAGUAAAGGUUAGAGUUUAUUCACUGAAUGAUGACUUGAAGCCAGCCAAAAGAGAAACUGUCUUAACUUUCAUAGAUCCUGAAGGAUCAGAAGUUGACAUGGUAGAAGAAAAUGAUUAUACUGGAAUUAUCUCUUUUCCUGACUUCAAGAUUCCAUCUAAUCCUAAAUAUGGUGUGUGGACAAUUCGAGCUAAAUAUAAAGAAGACUUUUCAACAACUGGAACCGCAUAUUUUGAAAUUAAAGAAUAUGUGAUGCCACACUUUUCUAUCUCAAUAGAAACAGAAAAUAAUUUCAUUGGUUAUAAGGACUUUAAUAAUUUUGAAAUUACUAUAAAAGCAAGAUAUUUUUAUAAUAAAGUCAUCAACGAGGCUGACGUUUAUAUCUCUUUUGGAAUAAGAGAAGACUUAAAAGAUAAUCAAAAAGAAAUGAUGCAAAAAGCAAUGCAAAGCACAAUGUUGAUAAAUGGAAUUGCUCGAGUCACAUUUGACUCUGAAACAGCAAUUAAAGAAUUGUCCUAUGGCAGUCUAGAAGAUUUAAACAACAAGUACCUUUAUAUUGGUGUGACAGUCAUAGAGUCUACAGGUGGAUUUUCUGAAGAAGCAGAAAUUCCUGGCAUCAAAUAUGUCCUUUCUCCCUACAAACUGAAUUUGAUUGCUACUCCUCUUUUUGUGAAGCCUGGGAUUCCAUUUUCUGUCAAGGUGCAGGUUAAGGAUUCACUUGACCAUUUGGUAGGAGGGGUCCCGGUGACCCUGAGUGCACAAAUGCUCGAUGUAAACCAGGAGACAUCCGACUUGGAGUCAAAGCAAAGUGUAACACGUUCCAGUGACGGAGUAGCUUCUUUUGUGGUGAAUCUCCCAUCUGAAGUGACGGUGCUGGAGUUUAAAGUCAGGACUGAGGACCCAGAUCUUCCAGAAGAAAAUCAGGCCAGCAAAGAUUACCGAGCAAUAGCAUAUUCAUCUCUCAGCCAAAGUUAUCUUUAUAUUGACUGGACUGAAAACUAUAAACCUUUGCUUGUGGGAGAACAUCUGAAUAUUGUUGUUACCCCCAGAAGUCCAUAUAUUGACAAAAUAACUCACUAUAAUUACUUGAUUUUAUCCAAGGGCAAAAUCGUUCACUUUGGCACAAGGGAUAAACUUUCAGAUUCAGAUUAUCAAAGUAUAAACAUUCCAGUGACACAGAACAUGGUUCCUUCAGCUCGUCUCCUGGUCUAUUACAUUGUUACAGGAGAACAGACCGCAGAAUUAGUGUCCGACUCAGUCUGGUUAAAUAUUGAAGAAAAGUGUGGCAACCAGCUCCAGGUUCAUCUGUCUCCAAGUACAGAUACAUAUUCCCCUGGCCAACAUGUAUCUCUUAAUAUGGCGACUGAGUUGGAUUCCUGGGUGGCUUUAAUGGCAGUGGACAGUGCUAUAUAUGGGGUGCAAAGGACAGCCAAGAAACCCCUGGAAAGAGUAUUUCAAACUUUAGAGAAGAAUGACCUGGGCUGCGGGGCAGGUGGUGGCCGCAACAAUGCAGAUGUAUUCCACCUGGCUGGACUCACCUUCCUCACCAACGCAAACGCAGAUAACGCCCAAGAAAAUGAUGAACCUUGUAAAGAAAUUCUCAGGCCAAAAAGAAUGCUGCAAAAGAAGAUAGAGGAAGAAGCUGCUAAAUACAAAUUUCCGAAGUUGAAGAAAUGUUGUUAUGAUGGAGCCUAUCGUAAUGAUGAUGAAACCUGUGAGCAGCGAGCCGCUCGGAUUAAGAUAGGCCAAAGAUGCGUCAAAGCUUUCAAGGACUGUUGUGCCAUCGCAAGCCAGUUCCGUGCUGAAGAGCAUCAUAAAAAUAUCCGAUUGGGAAGGCUACAUAUAAAGACUCUUUUACCAGUAACCAAACCAGAAAUCAGGACUUAUUUUCCAGAAAGCUGGUUAUGGGAAGUUCAUCAUGUCCCCAAAAGAAACCAGUUGCAGUUUGUGCUACCUGAUUCUCUAACUACCUGGGAAAUUCAAGGUGUUGGCAUUUCAAAUAGUGGUAUAUGUGUUGCUGAUACUCUCAAGACAAAGGUGUUCAAAAGUGUCUUCCUGGAAAUGAAUAUACCAUAUUCUGUUGUACGAGGGGAACAGAUCCAAUUGAGUGGAACUGUUUACAACUAUAGAACGUCUGGAAUUCUGUUCUGUGUUAAAAUGUCUCCCGUGGAGGGAAUCUGUUCAUCGGGAAGCCCAGACAUUGACCCUCAGGGGAAAAGUUCCUCCAAAUGUCUGCCCCAGAGAAUAGAGGGCUCCUCCAGCCACUUGGUGACCUUCAGCGUGCUUCCUCUGGAAAUCGGCCUCCACAACAUCAGCUUCUCACUGGAGACUUCUGAUGGAAAUGAAAUCUUAAUAAAAACAUUACGAGUGGUGCCCGAAGGUGUCAAAAGGGAAAGUUAUGCUGGCACUACUCUGGACCCGAAGGGUAUCUACGGCAUCAUUAGUAGACGAAAGGAGUUCCCAUACAGGUUACCACUGGAUUUGGUCCCCAAAACAAAAGUCAAAAGGAUUGUGAGUGUAAAAGGACUGCUUAUAGGUGAGGUCAUGUCUGCAGUUCUGAGUCAGGAAGGCAUUGAUAUCCUUACCCACCUCCCCAAAGGGAAUGCAGAGGCAGAACUGAUGAGCACUGUCCCAGUAUUCUAUGUUUUUCACUACCUGGAAGCAGGAAAUAAUUGGAACAUUUUUUCUGCUAACUCAUUAACUCAAAAACAGAACUUGAAGAAAAAAUUAAAAGAAGGGAUGGUGAGCAUCAUGUCCUUCAGAAAUACUGACUAUUCUUACAGCAUGUGGAAGGGUGGAAGUGCUAGCACUUGGUUAACAGCUUUUGCUUUAAGAGUACUUGGACAAGUAAGUAAAUAUGUAGAUCAAAACCAAAAUUCAAUUUGUAAUUCUUUAUUGUGGCUGGUUGAGAACUGUCAACUAGAAAAUGGAUCAUUCAAGGAAAAUUCCGACUAUCAACCAAUAAAAUUACAGGGUACCUUGCCCAUUGAAGCCCGAGAGAAAACUUUAUAUCUUACAGCCUUUGCUGUGAUUGGAAUUAGAAAGGCCUUUGAUAUAUGCCCUCUGGAGAAAGUCAGCACAGCUGUAACUAAAGCUGACACCUUUCUGCUUGAAAAUACCCUCUCGACCCAGAGUACUUUUACACUGGCCAUUGCUGCUUUUGCUCUUUCCCUGGGAGAUAAAACACACCCACAGUUUCGUUCAAUUGUCUCAGCCCUGAAGAAGGAAGCUUUGGUUAAAGGUAAUCCACCAAUAUAUCGUUUUUGGAAAGGUGAUCUUCAACAGAAAGACAGCUCUGCACCUAAUACCGGCACAGCACACAUGGUAGAAACCACGGCCUAUGCCUUACUUACCAGCCUGAGCUUGAAAGACAUGAAUUACGUUAAUCUAAUCAUCAAAUGGCUAUCAGAAGAGCAGAGGUAUGGAGGUGGCUUUUAUUCGACCCAGGAUACAAUUAAUGCCAUCGAGGGCCUGACAGAGUAUUCACUCCUGGUUAAAAAACUCCGCUUGAAUAUGGAUAUCAAAGUUUCUUACAAGCAUAAAGGUGACCUCUAUCAUUAUAAGAUGACAGAGAAGAAUUUCCUUGGGAGGCCAGUAGAGGUGCCUUUCAAUGAUGACCUUGUUGUCCUAAGUACUGGACAAAACAGUGGCUUGGCUACAGUGCAUGUAAAAACUGUGUUUUACAAAACCAGUACCUCUGAGGAAAUUUGCAGCUUCCAUCUGAAAAUUGAAACCCAGGAAAUUGAAGCCCCCAGCUACAGCAACUCGGAAUACAAGCGCAUAGUGGCAUGUGCCAGCUACAAGCUCAGCAGUCAAGAAUCAUCAUCUGGGUCCUCCCAUGCAGUGAUGGAUAUCUCUUUGCCUACUGGAGUCAAUGCAAACCCAGAAGACUUAAAAGCUCUUGUGGAAAGGGUUGAUCAACUAUUAACUGAUUAUGAAAUCAAAGAUGGACAUGUUAUUCUGCAACUGAAUUCGAUUCCUUCCAAUGAGUUCCUUUGUGUUCGAUUCCGGAUAGUUGAACUUUUUCAAGUUGGGUUCCUGAGUCCUACUACUUUCACAGUGUAUGAGUACCACAGACCAGAUAAACAGUGCACCAUGUUUUAUAGCACGUCCCAUACCAAACUUCAGAAAGUCUGUGAAGGAGUAAUGUGCAAAUGUGUCGAAGCUGACUGUGGACAAAUGCAGGCAGAACUGGAUCUGACAAUCUCUGCUGCUACUAGAAAAGAAACAGCAUGUAAACCAGAGAUUGCAUAUGCUUAUAAAGUUAAGAUCAUAACCAUCACUGAAGAAAAUGCUUUUGUUAAGUAUACCACAACCCUCCUGGAUAUCUACAAAGCUGGAGAAGCUGCUGCUGAGAAAGACUCUGAAAUCACCUUCAUUAAAAAGACAACCUGUGUUAACGCUGACCUGGAAGAAGGAAAACAGUACUUAAUUAUGGGUAAAGAGGCCCUGCAGAUAAAAUACAAUUUCCGUUUCAAGUACAUCUACCCGUUAGAUUCCUUGACCUGGAUUGAAUAUUGGCCCACAGACACCGGGUGUCCAUCAUGCCAAGCAUUUUUAGCGAAUCUAGAUGAGUUUACUGAAGACAUCUUUUUAAAUGGCUGUGAAAACGCCUAAAGAAGGUCAGCUGCAUCCAGUUUUCACUAUGGACUCCUGUUGAAGUUCCUUUUUUUUUUUCCAGCGUUCACAGCUGGUCUUAUUUGGAGAGCUCACUCUACUUAGAAUUAGGGACACUUGCUUUUAUUAGAGAACGAUUUUAAGAGCAGUAACUCUGAAAUAACAUGUCCUUGGGGGGCAUGGAGACAGACACUCAUUCCAAGGUUAUUGGACACCAGAAGCAGUAAAUUGGAACCCUCCUAAAACCUACCACUCAGGAAUGUUUGCUGGGGAUGAAAGAAUAGCCCCAUUGAAAUGUAGUAUCUUACAAAAACAUGGCCUUUGCUUGAAAGAAAAUACCAAGGAACAGAAGACUGAUCAUUAAAGCCUGCCUUUGCUUUCAAAA